UCGAGAGCUCAAUAUAAAAGAAUCCAAAUUCCUGCUAUUUUCCAGAUCGUUACCAUGAAACCUUUAAUAGUGUUGCUUGCGAUAUGUUAUUUCGCCGACUGUGUUCAACUACCGCCAAAUUUUACGAAAUGUAACCGAAAAGACCCAGACUGGAAGGAGUGUGUGCUUAAAGCGGCAAUUGAUGGAGCACCACAAUUAAAGCAGCCGUUCCCGGAACUGAAUAUACCAAACUUAGAACCAUUUCUUAUACCAGAACUGACCAUCGCUGGAUCCGGUGCAGUCCAGGUAACGCAGCAUUUCAAAAAUAGUCGGUUGUACGGGAUAACUAACGUGGACAUAAAAAAACUUGACUUCGAUUUUGACAAGAAAGUCAUAGAACUUGAAGGCACUUUUCCCGAACUGAGAAUACCGGGCGAAUACAAGUUUGACGGGAGAAUUCUUCUGUUGCCAAUAGUGGGUGAAGGCACCGGAGAAACUACAUUGAAAAAUUUGCACGUGAAAACUACCCUCAACUUCGAAGAAAUCAAAAAAAAGAGGAAAACUUUCAUCAACGUUGUUUCCGGUAAACUGAAGAUGGUUCCGGGUUUCAUACAUUUUAGGUUUGACAAUCUUUUUAAUGGUGAUAAGAGACUGGGUGAUAACGUUAACCAAGUCAUGAAUGACAACUGGGAGGCUAUUUUUAAAGAUAUCGAGGAGAGUUAUUCUGAACUAAUAGUACAGGUGUUAACGAAUUUAGUUAACCGUUUCUUUUCGAAAGUUUCGGUGGAGGAAGCUUUUGAGUAGAUUUGAGUCACUGUAGUUUUUUGAAAUAGAUUUUGUUCAAUAUA
Zophobas morio is the source of this 827-nucleotide messenger RNA. RefSeq names its product protein takeout-like. The record is from RefSeq and is a predicted model, not a curated record. The transcript is spliced from 4 exons. NCBI's taxonomy places the organism in Eukaryota, Metazoa, Arthropoda, Insecta, Coleoptera, Tenebrionidae. Bases 55 to 783 code for a protein of 242 amino acids.